Molecule: messenger RNA, 6413 nt
Organism: Xiphias gladius (swordfish)
Lineage: Eukaryota; Metazoa; Chordata; Actinopteri; Istiophoriformes; Xiphiidae
Gene: clip1b
Product: CAP-GLY domain containing linker protein 1b
Exons: 23
Coding region: 302-3076 (924 amino acids)
Biological process (GO): cytoplasmic microtubule organization; positive regulation of microtubule polymerization
Cellular component (GO): microtubule plus-end; nucleus; cytoplasm
Molecular function (GO): microtubule plus-end binding
Source: RefSeq, a predicted model, not a curated record
UCAGCGUCCAGACCGGUUUGGAGCCCGGAUGUACGAGCUCGCGUUUCGAGUCCGCGAAGGCAGCAUAGGUUGCCGAGAUGACGUCACGCUGUCGGGCUGGGGCCGUGAAAAAACAUGUAACGUCGAGAGGUCCGGUGUACCGACCCACGACAUCCCGCGCUGAGACCCAGUUCACCGCGAAAGACCAACUCCCUUCCAUCAUAUUGGGACCGUGUGGGGUGGUGGGGAAGGCCCAGUCCCCCACCUUGAUCAGGCCAGACACCCCGAACACCCCCCACCCGACCGCCCCUAACCCCCACCCAUGGACAAAGAAGGCACCAUGAGUACACCAGGCAAGGUCAGCGGGCUCAAACCCCCGAGUAAAAUAGUCCGUCCAUCUGGGGUGCCAUCAAAGACGUCCCCAUCAUCUGGAGCUCCAAAGCCAGUUCCCCCUGAGAAGUCCCCUGGCAAUGUGACCUCCCCAACCCCGGACGGAAGUGCGGACUUUCAGAUCGGGGAGAGGGUCUGGGUCAGUGGCAACAAGCCCGGCUAUGUGCAGUUUAUCGGGGGCACGCAGUUCGCUCCCGGGCAGUGGGCGGGCAUCGUGCUGGACGAGCCAAUCGGGAAGAACGACGGGUCGGUGGCAGGGGUCCGGUACUUCCAGUGUGAGGACGGGAGGGGGAUAUUCACGCGGCCUUCAAAGUUAUCCAGGACUGCACUGCCGGAGAAGGAGGCGAACGGGGGCCGGCCCAGCCCAGCACAAGGAUGCUCCGCGACAAGCGAGCCGGCACCUGUUGGCACUACCUCAACUGCUCCGGGCACCGGCAUAAAGACCAGUGGUGCACUUAACCGAAUGCUCACGUCCAGCGAGUCGGUGUCAAACGUCUCAGACACAGAAUCCAUGAAGAAGAACAGAAGGGAGCUGAGGCUGGGAGACCGCGUGCUGGUGGGUGGUACCAAGGCAGGAGUAGUUCGGUUUCUUGGAGAGACAGACUUUGCCAAGGGAGACUGGUGUGGAGUGGAACUGGAUGAACCACUUGGCAAAAAUGAUGGAGCCGUAGCAGGGACCAGAUACUUUCAGUGCCUGCCCAGGUUUGGUCUGUUUGCUCCGGUCCACAAGGUGACACGUAUCGGCUUCCCCUGCACAACACCUACCAAGGCGAAGAGCUCGCGGAGGCGGUCCGCCCUCAAGAGGAGCCCCAGCGCUUCCUCCAUCAGCUCGCUCAGCUCCGCCACCUCCUCAAUCAGCGGCAAACCCAGCCGGGCAGGACUGCUGACAGAGACAUCCGCUCGGUACGCUCGUAAGAUUUCUGGCACGACAGCGCUGCAGGAGGCUCUGAAGGAGAAGCAGCAGCACAUCGAGCAGCUGCUAGCAGAGAGGGACCUGGAGAGAUGCGAGGUUGCGAAGGCAACCAGCCACGCAGGAGAGGUGCAGCAGGAGCUGAAUCUGCUGAGGAAAGGGCGGGAUCAGUAUGCCGUCGAGAUGGAGGCAAAGCUCGAUCAGCUGCGUUCGCUGGUGGAAGCAGCGGAUCGAGACAAAGUGGAGCUGCUCAACCAGCUGGAGGAGGAGAAAAGAAAAGUGGAGGAUCUGCAGUUUCGUGUGGAAGAAGUAUGCAUCACCAAAGGAGACCUCGAGACGCAGACCAGGCUGGAGCAUGCCCACAUAAAGGAGCUUGAGCAGAGCCUGCUCUUUGAAAAGACCAAAGCUGAGAAACUCCAGAGGGAUUUAGAGGACACUAGGGUGGCCACCGUGUCUGAGCGCUCCAGGAUCAUGGAGCUGGAGAGGGAGGUGGCAGACCUCCAGCUCAGGCUCCGGGCGUCCCAGCAGAAGGAGGAUGCCGUAUCUCUGUCUCAGCAACAGAUUGGCAGCCUCAAGGCCCAGGCACAGUCUCAAGAGAAGAAGAUCAGUGAGCUGAGCGUUGACCUGGAGAGCAAACAGAAAGAGCUUCAGUCUGUGCAGCAAGAUAGGAGUUCUCUGGAAGAGCAGCUAACCAGCCUGAGACAAAAGCUCGAGAUAGCUGAGGAGGAGAGCAGGAUGACAGCAAAGACCACGCAAGAAUUGGAGCAGAGUGUGGAGCAGUCAAAGAAAGACAACCAGACCCUGAAAGAGGAGAGUCAGUGCAGAGAGAAAGAGCUGAAGGCCCAGCUGAAGCAGGCCACCGAGACGUCAGACAGGACGGCUCUGUCACUCGAGCAGCUGACCAAUGAGAAUAAGACACUGCAGACACAGCUCGAGGCUUUGAAACAGCAGAACUCCAAAUACCAGGAGGAGCUCAGUCUGUCGAAGGAGCGGAGCAGCUCCGAAAACCAGCGCAUCGGAGUCCUCUGCAAGGAAAUUGAGGAGCUGAAGUCGGCCUCCCAGAAGUCUCAGCAUCUUGAUGAGCACGAGGAUCGCAACAGCCAACGGCCGGACAUGAAGACCAGAGAAACCAUCUCUAAUCAGGAAACGGAGGGGGAAGUAAAAUUCCAGAAAUCCACCGGAGCCUUAAUCUCAGACAAAGAUCGGGAACUGGAAACUCUGAGGAAUGAGAUCGCGGUUCUGCGAGGAGAAAACGCCACGGCCAAGACCCUGCAGUCGGCCGUGGAAACGUUAGAGAGAGACAAAGCUCAGCUGCAGAGCCGUGUUCACAGUCUAGAGCAGAGGCUCAUGGGAACGCAGGCCUCAGAGGGAGAAGACAGGGAAGCUCCACUGUCCGGUGAUGCGGCUCUGGAGCGGCUGAGGGAAGAGAAGGAGUUCGCCGAGGGACAGAUCAACUUCCUGAACAGCGUGAUUGUGGACCUGCAGCGGAAGAACGAGGAGCUGAAGCUCAAACUGAAGAAGCUCGUUCUGGCUGAGUUCAAUGGCAACGACGGGACUGAUGGUUUUGACGAAGGUGCGUCGAAGCGGGAAAAGAAGGCGACCCCCCGUCUGUUCUGCGACAUCUGCGACCGCUUUGACCUCCACGACACCGAGGACUGUCCCACUCAGGCCCAGAGCCCCGACUCUGUACCACACACCACCUAUCACGGCAACCCGGCCGACGAGAGGCCCUACUGCGACAUCUGCGAGGCCUUCGGACACGCCACAGAGUCCUGCAACGAUGACCAGACCUUCUAGAGGCUCCGAAAACUCUUUCCCUACAUCAUAACUCCAUUUCCUUUCCUCCUUCUCCUUCCCCUUAAGCACUUCUCACCUUUUACUCCCCCUGCACAUUUUCCACAAUACAGCCCGACAUGCCUGCAGAUUUUUUCCAUAAUGUAUUUUUAUACUGUAUUUAUGCAUAUCACUCGUAGCCACUGUCCUGACCUAAAUCCUUUACCCCGCAGCUCUUUUCUCUGAAGAUAAACUGCUCUGUAACGCAGAAUGCUCGUCCAAAUAUGCUGCUUUGGUGCAAUAUCGAUGUUGAUAUCAAAAGGAAUCCAUUCUCUGCACUUGUUGUUUUUAACGUCUUGUUUUUGCAUUUAAGGUUGUUUUGUAAAAAAGGGCGCAAGUGAUGCUUCACAUACAAUGUGUUUUGGGCUUUAUUUGUUAAUUAGAAGAAAAAAAAAAGUGAUUCAACGAAGUUAAGCACAGUUAAAACCGAAGGGAAAAUUAAGCUCCUCUCCGACUUAACAUUCCCGUCUUCUGUAUCACAUUCCUCAGUCAGCAUGGCUAUGAACCAAUCAGAGAGUGACACACUGCCACGUCAAACAUUUUACUAAUGUUUUAUGUUUGGUUAAUAUUUUACGAAGCCCCUCUCCCAGUGUAUCAACUUACAGCGGAGUAUUAGGGCCACUUUUAGGAAAACCGGGAUUGGAGAACAGAUUCGCAAUUUUAUGAGAAAAAGUUUUUUAAACAAAUUUUAAUACGCCGAGAGAAAAAAAAUAAUAGUUCAGGAAAAAAAAUUGAAAUAUUUUGAAAAAAAGAUUUUAUUAUGAGAAAUAUAUACAAUAUAUUCUUGAAAUAUUACAACUUUUCUCUAAACAUUAUGGCUAUUUUCUUGAAAUAUUUUACAAGUUAACGUUUAUUCUCAAAAUGUUGCAGCUUUAUUUUUGAAAUAUUUUGACUUUUAUUAUCAUAGUAUUACAACAUAAUUCUCAAAAUAUUAAGCCAUUAUUCAUUAAAAUGUUACCUUUUUUUCCCUGAAAUAUUACAACGUAAUUCUUGUAAUAUUAUGAUUUUUUUUUCUAAAUAUCACAAUUUUAUACUUGAUGUAUUACAACGUUUUUCUCACUAAUGUUUGACUUUAUUCUUCAAAUAUUACAACUGUAUUCUCACAAUAUUAUGACUUUUUUUAGUGGCGCUAAUACUCUGUCUACGACCUAAAUGUUAACCCAUGGAAAACUAACAAUAACGACGUAACAUGAGCUAAGUUCAGUCUUUACCUUGGAAAUCGUAGUUUCCACUGUAACUAGUUUUUUUUUCCAGAGCUUUCAACUGAAUCUCACAGUCUCGUCCUGAGUUUGAAGACACGCUAAAACAGUUUACUCCUGUGUUCAUGCCAUCUGUUGAUGAAGACCGUGAGAAGCAAAUGAAGGCUUCAGAUAAAGCUAGUAGGUGGACGUUGAGCUAAAGGGGCACCCUCAGAUUUCACACAUAAAGGUCAGUUUGUUUACGUUCUUGCUUUUCUUGUAUGAAGUGGCUCUACAACACUUUUGUGUUUUGACAAAACAAUCUCACCACAAGCUCCAUUUAAUUGGCGUCCUGGAGCUUUCAAUAUAUAACACAAUCUUCCUCCGCAGACGAAAUUUGCACAGUUGUCAUGGAAUUGCAGAUCUUCAAAAUUUCCAUUUUUAUUAUCACUUUUUAGGACCUCUCGUCUUUGUUAUCUUAAAAGUUGAGAUGAUACAAAUCCAUGACAGGUGGGCAAAUCGACUGAAAGCUCAUGAACAGCUGCUGAAUGGACCUUGUGGUGAGAUUAUUUUGUCCGCUACUGUUUCCAAGGUCACAAAUGAACUUUUCAUUAUUUUAUUUUUUUUUAAACAUUUUUGUGUAUUUACCUUUCCAUAGGUCAGCAUAUAGUAAAAUAUCCUUCAGUAAUGCCACUGAAAGUUACUGAGGAUUUGUUGUAGUUAAUGAUGAAGUUGUUGCAUUUUGUUAUUUAUUGUCUAAUCCUUCACUAACCAGUGAUGUUCCUACAGGGAAAUAAGCUAGCACUGAUUAAAAGUGUAUAGUCUGUACUAGGACUGCUGUAGUAUAGUGGGCUUUUGAGAUGCAUCUGCGUCAUGUCACAGUAACUCACCCACAUGAAACUAUAGGAGCCUCUACUCACUUAGAUUUGCACUGUCCACUUUAAAGAUUCAACAGAAACACACGGCGCUUUAAUGUUAUGAUUCUCACGUUGUUUAAAAGUUAUUUUAUCCUAAAGGUCAGUACAGAUUAUUAGGUACUGCCCCAUUGCAUACGGCCCUCUUUAAAGCUCAACUUUAACAUUUUGGGAAAUAUGCUUAUUCGCUUUUACAUGAGAGGUUUUCUACUAGUUAUAUGAGAGAAUCGCUACCACUUUAACGUCUGUAUGGGAAAUAUGAAGCAACAGCAGGUUACCUUAGCUUAGCACAAAGCCUGGAAACAGGGGAAAUGGCUAGCCUGGCUCUAUCUCGUACAUUAUCUGUGUAAAAUUGUUUUCAAAAUUUGGGUUUUGUACGGAUUACAGAAACAAAAUUGUACAGGUCUUGGGGGAGUGCUUUUGAAAAAAGUUGUGUGAAGUCUCCCGAGGCUCAGGAAGGAGCUGUGUGAAAUUUGAUAAAUGUGGGUAAUGUAAGGGCUGGGUCUUGACAAGAAAGAAGAAUGUGUGGAAUAAAAAAGACUGCCUGGUUCUGCCGCAUCCGUUCUGAUGGUUUCUGUUUGAAACUGACCGUUGUGAGUCCGACAGUGCCGCAGGAGUACAGCGCUACAUCAGUGGAGUGCUCUUCUAACCAGCGGAUAUGAAAGCAAUACCAAAUUUUCCCAUGCGACUCUCCACCAGAAAGCAAAUAAGCACAGUCACCAAAAUGUCAAACUACUCCUUUAAAUCAACCCUGUAUAGAAACAUGCGUUUGACUUACCUUGUUCUUAAGCACAAUUUUGGAUCAUAUUGAAUCUUCCAGUGUAACAGUGUAUAAUACAUGACGUGACUAACCGUUGACACUAGUCUUUGUAAAUACUAAUCAGAAGUGUCUUUCUGAUAAAUGUGUACACAGUGCCAUGGAACAAAAGAUAGCUUUCAUGUGUACUACAUUUUAUUUUUCUGCUCUGUUGAUAAGAUUGACGUUGUAUAAGGAGGUUUCCACUCCAGGGGAAAAACAAAGCCCAUUUGUAUAGACUUGAAAGCAUUGUGUACUUUAUAAGUGAUACGUCUAAUUAUUUGUGUAAGGUUUUAUAUAUGUAACAAUUUCAGGCACCAUCUAUAAAUGGUUUCCAAAUGUUCAGACCAUUUUACAGAUGUUGAUGUGGUGUAUAAUUGUCACUGUUUUCUAUGUACUGUAUACUCCUGAAC